AUGAGCAAACUUGCCAGUUUUCUGCUCUCUAUCGCCUUUUGUUCAAACCUACUGUCCGACAUUCCUCGAGGGCAGCUCUUCUUCCAAUCACCAGAACAAGCCACGCGAGGACCAAUAACUUCAAGACCAGAUACUUCAAAUCUAAUUUUUGCCUCGUUCUCGGCCCUCCUUCAACAAUGGCCAAACAGCAUCUUCCCCGGUGGGCAUUCGAUUGUAGCUGGAGUGAUUCCUCGCGGUACACUCUUGUAUCAUGGCGCCAACAACCGAAAAAGCCCUCCUAGUGGCAUGGAAUGGCUUUCGUUUGAUCCAGAAAUGGCUUACUCGGUGCACGCGGUGAGAGAGGGAGAGACGGCUUUAUACACGUAUUCUACUCAGCGCCCGUUGAAAAUUAUAUAUCUUGACGGUCAGAGUGCUUCUGUUGGAACAGCUGGAUACAUGGAUAGUCAAAGUCUUCUAGUCAAUGGGUCGGUUCCCAAAGAAGUGCAAGAAUUCGGACCACUCAAUGUCCUGCGCGGUGAAUAUCGUCGAGCUGAAGGACUUUGUGACGUUGGAAAGAGGCUUGGCUUCGAAGGAAUUGUGCGCAUGAACACUGGAUUUGAAUUGAUAUGGUGUGACUUUGGAAACGGAUUAGACUUGAUCGGAGAAACAAACACUACCGAUCCCUUCCAAACUCAAGGUGAUAAUCCAGCCCAACAUAACCCGGUCUUUCAUGUUAAAUCGUCUCCCUUGCCUUCCGAAGCUCCUUGGGAGCAAACACGAGUGGCAACGCUGCAAUAUCAUGAUCCUGGAGAAACGCGUGUCAAACUGGAUGCAAACUCCUUUAUAAGUUUUUAUGACAGAGUGGAUAGUCUUUCUGAAAAAAGGAUAGCCAUGAACCAACAGUACAAGCGAUCGAUGCAUCGACUGCAUGGCAUCAGUCAAGAAGAUUUUGCGAAUGUCCUUGAUCGGCUGGAAAACGUUAUCGCCCGCAAAAACUCUGAAGGCUGGGAAGUGAACCAGAAUGAUCCCGAUUGGCAGGCAAUCGUUCAAAAGAUCAUCCACGUCUACAGUUCUCGGUUAACGGAUUUAGACCAUUUGCUGAGAGAUGGCGAACGAAACGCGACGAUGAAAGCAAUGGAUGUCAGAAGAUUGACUUACGCUAUGCUCAUGCGAUACGUUAGCUUCUCUAACUUCAGCCGGAUCGAUACCUCAUGGAUGGACGUGGCUAUUACAAAUUGUACAAUGGCCUUUACAACCACUGAAAGAGCGCGAGAGAAUCUGACGGAAUCGAGCCGAGUCUUGAUGGGGGCGAUUGAAGGAACUUUGGAAAGGUUGUGUAGAACAGUUGCCAGCAUGUUCACGGAGACUGUCAAGCUGGAUUUACCAAACUCUUACUACAACUUAAACCGUAAUCCCAUGGACGAUUCCUUGCUAGAGGAAAAGGCCAAGGUCGACGUAGUGAUGUGGAAAAGGAAGCUGCAGCACCUUCUGGCUUGGUUGGGAUGGCCUGAUGGACUGCGUUGUGAGCCGCAAUGCUCAGCAAAUGAAAUCUGCAUGAUACCCAUGUGGCCGGCAGUCCCAGUCGUUCGUAUCCAUCCGUUUGAAUAUACGACACCCUUCGACGAAAUGUUCGAAGCGCAACCACUACCCGUAUGUCUCAAGUGGGAAAAUUCGAAACCGUUAGCCAAUCUGCCAGCUGAAAAAAUGUCGCUGAUUCAAAGCCCAAAGCCUUGA
Puccinia triticina is the source of this 1713-nucleotide messenger RNA. RefSeq lists its product as uncharacterized. NCBI's taxonomy places the organism in Eukaryota, Fungi, Basidiomycota, Pucciniomycetes, Pucciniales, Pucciniaceae. The coding region runs from base 1 to 1713 and encodes 570 amino acids. The transcript has 3 exons. The record is from RefSeq and is a predicted model, not a curated record.